AGCGAGAUUGACACAAUUGGCACAACGCGAGUGUAGCCCUGGGGAUUCCGCUGGAGGAACGAGUCAGCGUAGUAGGGUGUUAUUCGGGUGCAUCGUAAAGCAAAGAUAUCAAAAAUGAAAGUGGCCUCGUGAUAUCACCCGUAAAAAAAAGAAGCUCGGUACACUUAUCGUGUUCCUUUACGCGACUCGAAUAUCAGGCGCGACGCGCUACAUCGACAUGGAACAUCAUGCUAUUGUUUUAACGCUACCGUGAGAAUACGAACGCCCGAACUGAGCGAUCAAAUUUUUGUUUAUCGCGUAGAUAUCAAUAGGCAUCAGGUAGCUGGAAAGCUACCCAAAAUACUGCAGGAACACCAUCGAAUUCCUCGAUCGUACGUCGUUAAUCAUCGUAAUCAUCAUACACACAGCUGAUAUGUUCUGAAUACACAGAUCAGAGAAGAUCAGGGGGCCUGGUACGGGCACGUUCCAGAGACGUGGUGGUCGGUGAAUGGUGUUGCAGAUAGAUUCGGUGUGGGGUUGGGCGUCACCCCCGCUGCGCCUCCAGCUAGGGGGGUCUAGGGGCGCCUCGGGGAGAGCGACCGCGGGCGCCCCGUCCUCGCAGAGGAUGGGUGAAAUGGUCGUGGAACGCGCGCCUUCCCCAGCCUGCCUCAGUCACACCUCGGAAAAGCACCCACGUGCCACGCUCACGGAGCUCAACGUUCUACGUCGUCACCGAGAACUGUGCGACGUCGUCCUCAAUGUUGGCUCGAGAAAGAUCUUCGCACACCGCGUUAUACUGUCGGCGUGCAGUCCUUACUUUAGAGCGAUGUUUACUGGGGAGCUGGCGGAAUCUCGACAAACUGAAGUGACGAUACGCGACAUAGACGAGAUGGCGAUGGAACUGUUAAUAGACUUCUGUUACACGUCUCACAUAAUCGUCGAGGAAGCGAACGUUCAGACCCUCCUUCCAGCAGCGUGCCUUCUCCAACUAGCAGAGAUACAAGAUAUAUGCUGUGAGUUUCUUAAGCGGCAGCUAGACCCAUCCAAUUGUCUAGGUAUACGAGCGUUCGCGGACACCCACUCUUGCCGCGAACUAUUACGGAUCGCAGACAAAUUCACGCAGCAUAACUUUCAAGAAGUAAUGGAGAGCGAAGAAUUUCUUUUGUUACCUGUUAGCCAAUUAGUAGAUAUUAUUUCAUCGGACGAGCUGAACGUUCGGACGGAGGAGCAAGUAUUUAGUGCCGUUAUGAAUUGGGUGAAGUACAACGUGACCGAGAGAAGGCAGCAUUUGGCGCAAGUUCUUCAGCACGUACGACUUCCUCUCCUUAGUCCGAAAUUUUUAGUCGGAACCGUGGGCUCUGACCUUUUGGUUCGAUCCGACGACGCGUGUAGAGACCUAGUGGAUGAAGCAAAGAAUUACUUGUUGCUCCCGCAAGAGAGACCGUUGAUGCAGGGACCUAGAACGCGGCCUAGGAAACCGACCAGACGCGGCGAAGUUCUGUUCGCCGUCGGAGGCUGGUGUUCCGGUGACGCGAUCGCGAGCGUCGAAAGAUUCGACCCUAACACCGCGGAUUGGAAGAUGGUCGCGCCGAUGAGUAAACGAAGAUGCGGCGUUGGAGUAGCUGUGUUGAACGACUUGUUGUACGCGGUCGGUGGCCACGAUGGACAAAGCUAUUUGAACAGCAUCGAACGGUACGAUCCGCAAACGAAUCAAUGGUCCUGCGACGUCGCACCUACCACGUCGUGUAGAACUAGCGUAGGAGUUGCUGUGUUGGACGGUUUCCUUUACGCGGUAGGUGGUCAGGAUGGCGUCCAAUGUUUAAACCACGUUGAAAGGUACGAUCCUAAAGAAAAUAAAUGGUCCAAGGUAUCACCAAUGACCACUAGAAGGCUUGGGGUAGCUGUCGCUGUGCUAGGUGGUUAUUUGUACGCCAUCGGUGGUUCCGAUGGGCAGUCGCCUUUAAACACAGUAGAAAGAUACGAUCCAAGGCAGAAUAAAUGGUCUCAAGUAUCGCCUAUGUCUACGAGACGUAAGCAUCUAGGCUGUGCCGUCUUUAAUAAUCUAAUUUAUGCUGUUGGAGGACGAGAUGAUUGCAUGGAACUUUCGAGCGCGGAACGUUACAACCCUCACACGAAUUCUUGGAGUCCGAUAGUUGCUAUGACCUCAAGAAGAAGCGGAGUGGGUUUAGCGGUAGUGAAUGGUUUGUUGUAUGCAGUGGGUGGAUUCGACGGGACUGCCUAUUUAAAAACAAUCGAAGUGUACGAUUCGGAACAAAAUCAAUGGAAAUUGUGUGGUUGUAUGAAUUAUAGAAGACUCGGUGGAGGUGUGGGAGUAAUGCGUGCUCCGCAAACUGAGAACUACAUUUGGUAGCUCAGGCCCCCCUCUUCAGCCCAAUCGGCUGAAACUCCCUUAACUCCUCUUACACCGAUCACUGCCGUAACGCCUGUAACUCCCCCGGCUCCUCUAUCGGUUCCUGUUGUUAUAAGUAAUACUAGAAAACGCUACCGCCGAUCGAUGAGCAUCAUAUAAGUAACACUUUACAAGACUUUGCCUUUCUAAAGAUGAAGUCACUUUUAUCCUCAACUAUCCUCCGUACUAUGUUCUUUCAUCAGCUUUAUUUCAGCUAAUCCACUCGAAAUCGCGAUCGUUCUUAGUUUAAUAUGAAAUAAUUGAAGAGUUCUGGUGUUUCUCUCGGACUCGCGAUUUAUACGGAAUGAGUUCUGUUGGUUGCUAAUAUGUUAACGCUCUCGGACUCUGCACUCUUCGAUUACUUCAUGCGAUAUAGGGAUGUAUAUUUUCCUGCUGGUUAAGAAAACUUAUUCUUUGAUCAUGUUUAUAUUGCCGCCGUCCUCUGGCGUUUCUUAUAUAAGACUUUGUAAAAUAUUCCUCUUAUGUUAUUUAUACAUUCUGUUAUGCAUUACGAAAUACUGAUUCCAGUCGUUUUAGACUUAAAUAUUGUAUUAUUGUAAUUUGUUUUUUUUUUAAUUAGUAUAAUUGUGUACGCUGUGAAUAUUUAGGACACAGAGAGAAAGGCAAAAUCUCUUUAAUACAUAUUCUCGAACACUUCGCAAUACUCAAUGCCUUAGGGACGCUACCGGGUCCCUUUGAUUCAGUUUCCAGUGAAACGCUCGCAGCUUCCGCGUUUUCACUGAUUCCAAUGAAAACCAAGAGAAAUUUUUCAAAUCCGCAUUGAAAAGACAAACUUCGUUAUGGAGGGCUGUUGCUGUGCACCCACUGAUUAAAAAAAAAGGAAACAAAAAUAAAGAUUUGAAUCAAACAAAUUGUUUGUCUCGAUAGUAUACUUUCUACAUGUAUCGCAUUUCUUAUGAAUAAGACUGAACCAAAACCAAAAGGAAACUUGUAAAGUAAAUAAACUAAACGAAACGUUUCACAUUUUUGUUUUUACGAAACAAUAUAUAAAGAAGAUGAUUUCUCACUGAACAUGCACACGCUUCUUCUUCGUUCUUUCAAUCUUUGCAAAGCGCAAAGAAAUAAAGGCACAAAUCUACGCCUGGUUCGAAGUGAAAGAGGAGGUAGUCUUAUUGUACAAAAUGGUAAUAGGGAUCACCAUCCAACAAUUUCAUAAUGUGACGUUUGUGAUAAUAAUUAAUAAGAGUUAGUAAAUUUGAUUGAUUACGAGCAAUAUUUUAUGGAGGCAAUGAGCGGGAAGUGAAAGGGAAAAGAGCUGAGAUGGAAAGUUUACGAAUCGCUAGUUCUGUUACAUUUAUGAGAUUGUUGAAAAUAUAAAGAAUACACGUGUCUAAAUAUAAGAAUAUACUGUCUACAUGUUGUAACUAAUAUCUACGUAACUGGUUACAAGAUAUCACUGUUAGACAUUGUACAGACUCCUAACGUGAAAACGAUUAAAUUAUGAAUUAGAGACUCGAAGUGGUACAAAUUCUAGUAAUCACUAAACAAUUAAAGUUCAAAUAAGUGUUCAAUAUCAGAUUUAAUUUGCAGAUAACUAAAAGCCACAUAGCUGGAACACGUAAUUUCAUUAAUUUUGAUUUUUAUCAAGCACGUCGCUUGAUGAAAAAUAUAAAUUUCAUUGUUUGAAGCAGACAAUCAAAAUGAACGAAUCGUACGAAUAUUUAUGACAACGCUGAAUUCUACUCUUUGCCGAAGAUCAUACAUAAUUCCCCGCUUUUUUUUGUAUAGAGAUCUUGGUAUAAUCAUUUUCAAAUGAAAAACAUAUAAAUCUGUCUUCACUAUUCUCUUACUAUAAUCGAUUUGUACUGGGAACAAGCACAGAUUUGUAUAGACUCUUAUAUAAACUGCCUUUUCUAAAACCAUUGAAGAUAAUAAAAAUGAUUUACUUUUUAAA
Molecule: messenger RNA, 4304 nt
Organism: Ceratina calcarata
Lineage: Eukaryota; Metazoa; Arthropoda; Insecta; Hymenoptera; Apidae
Gene: dbo
Product: Kelch-like protein diablo
Exons: 6
Coding region: 488-2350 (620 amino acids)
Molecular function (GO): protein binding
Source: RefSeq, a predicted model, not a curated record